Lytechinus variegatus (green sea urchin) is the source of this 2069-nucleotide messenger RNA. Its product is annotated as proline-rich protein 2-like. NCBI's taxonomy places the organism in Eukaryota, Metazoa, Echinodermata, Echinoidea, Temnopleuroida, Toxopneustidae. Bases 135 to 1379 code for a protein of 414 amino acids. The record is from RefSeq and is a predicted model, not a curated record. The transcript is spliced from 5 exons.
AUUCAGAGGCCAGAAAAUGUAUAAAUUGAGGGCUGGUAGAGCUGGGAAAUUCAUAGUCAGCAUCGUUUGGAUACUGACAACAAGCAACAAGGCAUCUUCCUAAGCUCUGAGCUGAUAGCAUCAUCAUCGCCAUCAUGGAAAGCAGAAUAAUUCUAGCUGUGCUAGUUGCCAUCUCGGUUCUUGCCGUUUGUGCCGCCCAGGCUCCAAAUGGAUUUCGGCCUAGACCGGGACCAAGGCCGAGACCAGAAAACGGCACCAGGCCUGGACCAAGACCGAGACCAGAAAACGGCACGAGUCCUGGACCACGACUGGGACCAGAAAACGGCACCAGUCCUGGACCACGACCGGGACCAGAAAAUGGCACAAGUCCUGGACCAAGACCGAGGCCAGAAAACGGCACAAGUCCUGGACCAAGACCGAGGCCAGAAAACGGCACCAGUCCUGGACCAAGGCCGAGACCAGAAAACGGCACCAGGCCUGGACCACGACCGGCACCAGAAAAUGGCACAAGUCCUGGACCAAGACCGAGGCCAGAAAACGGCACAAGUCCUGGACCAAGACCGAGGCCAGAAAACGGCACAAGUCCUGGACCAAGGCCGAGACCAGAAAACGGCACCAGGCCUGGACCAAGACCGAGACCAGAAAACGGCACGAGUCCUGGACCACGACCAGGACCAGAAAACGGCACCAGUCCUGGACCACGACCGGGACCAGAAAAUGGCACAAGUCCUGGACCAAGACCGAGGCCAGAAAACGGCACAAGUCCUGGACCAAGACCGAGGCCAGAAAACGGCACCAGUCCUGGACCACGACCGAGACCGGGGAACGGCGGAGGAAACCACUCUCAACCUAUCAACGGCACCAGGCCGGGGAACGACACUGGCAACUAUUCAAGUGACGGUCAUAUCGUAAAGCGCCAGAUAUUUUUCUCUACCACGCCACCCCCAUCAGGAAAUGGAUCUGGAAAUCACUCACACCCUCCUCCUCCUCCCCCAACACCAAGCAACAGUUCUGCUCCACCACCACCACCACCACCACACAACAGCACUGCUCCCCCUCCACCAACCAACAGUUCUCUCGCUCCCCCACCUCCACCAAACAACAGCUCUUUUGCGCCUCCACCCUCGUUCAACAGCACCACCCCUCCUCCACCAUUAAACAGUUCUUUCGCUCCUCCACCCCCGUCCAAUAGCUCUGCCCCUCCCCCUACCAACAGCCCAUCGCCUCCCCCACCUCCCAGCAGCCCUCCUUCAGGCCGAUCGUGUAGAGGAAGAUGUGGUAACUAUAAUAAUUCCAGAAGGUGUCAAUGCGACGAUGCAUGCAGGAUGUACAGAGACUGUUGCCGUGAUCUAGAGUCUGUGUGCCAGAACCGGAACUAGGCGGAUUCACAGACUCAUUGAUUUGAUGUUUGAAUCGGACCAGGAAUUGGACAGGGGAUACGAAUCAGUAAACAAAUAUAACUUAGCUCUGAGGCCUUUAGCAAGCCUAUGUCUUAUAUUAUGAAUACAAAUUAGAUAUUGAAAUUUGAUCAAGUUUUAAACUUUCGUUUUCCCUAUGUAUUGUACAACAUGAUUUACAAAGUAGAUGUAGAUAAAAAAAAAUGUAGGCAUGAUACCCCCCCAAAAAAAGAGAAUUAUGUCAAAACUAUUUUCCUCUUAUCAUAAUCUUUGAAAUAUUAUUAUGUUCGUUUCUCGACAUUGCGAAUUUGAAUUCCUUGCUUUCAGAAGCAGCGAUUCAUCAGCACACUUGAAUCGUCUUGUUAAAAAAAAUCAGUGCACAGUUCUUCUGGAGGAAAGUCUUGAUGGGUUGGCCUAGGUAGCCUUCUCAGCCUGAGUAAUAACGGUCGAUUCUUAUUGCACUCCCGCCAUAGCACCGAAGUGAAGCAUACAUGUACCAAAUAGAUUAUCGUCCCUAACAGUCGUCUUUAGUGUCCACACGCCUACCUCUUCCUAACGUUGGCCACUUAGGACUAUUUAUAUAUCCUACUCUUUCGGGAAUCAAUCAACACGAAUUGAAAUCGGCAUCAACUUUAUAGUAUGAUUUCGAUAAUAAAAAUUAUUUUGCAGAAA